AUGGCUCCAGCAGCACCACGACUGCGGAUACUGUCAGUGGGCGGCAAUGCCGUCUCUGCGUUCCUGUCCUGGCGACUCCAAGCCACUCAGGCUUGCGACGUCACGCUUGUUUGGAAAUCUGGCUACGAAAACGUGGCUCAGUAUGGCAUAUCAUUCAAGUCCAUGCUCUUUGGUAACGAGCGGUUUAAGCCUCACUCAGUUGUCAAAUCACCCGAAGACGCCGCCCACAGCUCGAAACAACCGUUCGACUACGUCCUCCUUUGCGUAAAAGCUCUACCCGAUAUGUACGAUCUCGCUGCCAUCAUCGAGUCCGUCGUAUCUCCUCAGCACACCUGCAUACUCAUCAACACUACACACGCACUCGGCGUCGAGACAUAUUUGGAACAGCGGUUUCCAACGAAUGUCGUCCUAUCACUAGUCUCAGGAGCGGAGAUCGUCCAGCUCGGCGCGAGCGAGUUUGAGCACAAGGGCGCAACCGACAUCUGGGUAGGGUCGGCAAACAAGAACGCAUCGAUACCAGUGUCGAUACAAUCAGACAUGGCAGAAGCCCUGGCGAUGACGCUCAGUUCCGGUCAAGUGGAUUGCAGGGUGUCGACCAACAUCCGGCAGCAGCAGUAUGAGCGGAUGAUUGGGCCGAUCGCAUUCCAUCCCACCAGCGUAUUGUUCGAGACACCCAACCAUGUGGAGCUCAUCGAGAAAGUUGGUGUCCGUUCCAUGGUCUCUGGAGUUAUCGACGAGCUACUAUACCUUGCCAGAGCACAAGGUUGCGUUUUCCCGGAAAACUUCAAGGAAUCUACUAUCGAGGCGAUGCUGCUACCGCAGGUCACAAACAGCAUCAUGUACCAGGACUUCGCUGCCAAGCGACCGAUGGAGAUCGAGGCAUAUCUGGGGUCGCCUGUGAAAUUUGCUCAAGAAAACGACGUUGCAGUACCUCGGAUCGAGACGCUUUAUGCGAUAGUCCACCACCUGAACAUCGUCAAUCGGGAGCGACCCAUCGCAGCUCCAGCCUCACCAGUUGCCGGACCACCGCCUCCUCGGUUGUCGUCCGCUCAAGCUUCUAGAGGCGCUCCGAUGCCCAUGAAUGGACCGAUGAACGGAUUACCGAAUGGGCAUAUGAAUGGCCCUAUGUACGGGGCCCCGAUGAACGGGCCGAUGAAGAACGGAAUGCGACCCAACGGUAGCAGAGCGCCUUCAAUGACUGGACCGCCUCCGAUGAUGAUGAGACGGGGCCCUCCUCACAUGAACGGCUUCCCGCCUCGACAAGCGAAUGGCAAUGGCUACCCUCCACAAGGACCACCGAUGAAUAGGCGGCCUUCCAUGGAGGGCAACGAUCUUGAAGAGUUCAGUCAUCUAAUGCUGUACGACAACGUACCAGACGGCGGCGUUCCGGAAGGGUCGAGCGCGAUAUACGCGGAAGGCAACACGACGCCAUCCUCGAGCGAUCUUGCAUUACGAGAGAGGGAGUUGAUGCUGCGGCAAAAAGAGCUCGCACUGAGAGAGCAGGAGUACCAUGCGCGGCAGAGACAACAACAGCGAAGGGGGCCACCGCCUCCGCCCCAGCCCCGUUCCAAUGCCGGUGGCUUCGAUGACGACGAUGAUGAUGGGGACGACUUUUUCGAUCCUAUGUCAGGGCACGGUCCAACUUCCCAAAUGAACGUUCCUGAAGACUUUGACAUGAUGAGCGUUACGUCCCGUCGUACACGAAAAGCGCCAAGUGCUGGCCAGCUACGCAGCAAUCCUGAGGCUAUGUCUCACGGAGGUUCGAGGAACCCUUUCAGCCGAGCGGGGAAGCAGAACAGGAACAGUGCCAGACUGGUGGCUGAUAUCCCUGGGCUGCAUGAUUCGCUCAUGAAUGACCCCUUGAUGGGCUACUCUUCCAAUCGCUACGGAACCGUUGACCGUCAAGCGAUAGGACAGGAGUCGAGAGCGAACUCACUGACCGCAGAUCGCCUGAAUGAGCUGCAGCAAGACGGCGGGCAUGGCGCAUAUCCUUCGAUGACCCACCCUCCCACAUCCCGCCGCACCAGCCGGUCGCCGGGCAACCCGCUGAGCCCGGGACCAAGGCCUGGCGGAAGACCGUCACCACCGAACGGGUAUGCAUACCCAAAUGGCAGGCAUCCCGGCGGCCGGCCGUCUCCUCCUGGGAUGAGGCAGCCUGUCCCACGACACCCGCCUGGUCACGGCAAUGCGGUGGCGCCACACCGGGUCGAGCAACACGCUGGGGUGAGCAACCUUUACCCGCCCAAAGUCGGCCCUCAAGUGCGGAGUCUGACAGGCAGUGCGAGCGCUAGCGCGGGGAGUGGUGACAGCGGCGCCAGCGCUCACUUAGAUUCUUCGGCCCACAGCAGCCAGAGCAGUCUUGGUCCUCGUCCCCCUAUCGGCGUCCGGUAA
Coniosporium apollinis CBS 100218 is the source of this 2391-nucleotide messenger RNA. RefSeq lists its product as uncharacterized. Gene Ontology annotation, molecular function: oxidoreductase activity. Gene Ontology annotation, cellular component: cytoplasm. The transcript is spliced from 5 exons. Lineage: Eukaryota; Fungi; Ascomycota; Dothideomycetes. The coding region runs from base 1 to 2391 and encodes 796 amino acids. The record is from RefSeq and is a predicted model, not a curated record.